AUGCGCAGAGAUAUUGGAGAGCCCCAACAAGGCCAUAUUCCAAAUGAUGGCAAUAACGUUGACAGGAGAACUAUGAAUGGCGCGAAUUCCGUGAGUGGCGUCCAUGAGUCCAUCUCUUCGUCGUCGAAAGACGAGCAUGUUGAUGUUUUGAUCGUUGGUGCUGGGUUUGCUGGCGUCUUCACUGUGAAAGCUGUGGAAGCGGGAUCAGACCUUGGCGGCGUCUGGCAUUGGAACCGCUACCCAGGUGCUCGAGUUGAUUCGCAAUACCCUGUGUAUUGCUACUCGUUGCCUGAAGUUUACGAGGAUUGGAAUUGGACCACCGAGUUUCCGGAUUGGGAGGAGUUACAGCGGUACUUUCAACAUGUUGACAAGAAACUCGGUAUCAAAAAGGACACCGUCUUCAAGACGAAAGUGACCUCUGCCGAUUUCGAUACCACGACAGAUGCGUGGACCAUCAAGUGCGAUACAGGAAAGAUAUAUUAUUCACGAUGCCUGAUCGCAAGUACUGGCUUUGCAGCAAAACGUUACAUCCCCGACUACGAUGGCCUUGACAGUUUCGAGGGCAUUAUGCACCACAGCUCCUUCUGGCCCACCGAACCUAUAAAUGUUAGAGGACUUCGGGUGGGCGUGUUAGGUUCUGGUUCGACAGGCAUCCAGAUCGCUCAAGAGUGGGCAAAGGAAAUUGGUGAAACUGGCGAUCUCAAACUCUUCCAGCGGACACCUAACUUAUGUUGUCCGAUGAGGCAGAAGUCCUUAACUCCGGAACAGCAGACAGAGGAUAAGACAAAAUACCGAGAGUGGUUCAAUCAAAGGUGGAAUAACUAUGGAGGUUUCUUAUACCAAUAUAGGGAUUCCUUGACAUUCGACCAAACCCCAGAGCAAAGGCAGGCUUUGUACGAGGAAUUGUGGACGAUGGGAGGUUUUCGCUUCCUCAUGAACAACUACUUUGAUAUGACGAGAGACGUCAAGGCUAACCGAGAAGCCUAUAAUUUCUGGCGAGACAAGGUUCGUCUUCGCAUUAAAGAUCUGGCAAAAGCCGACCUGCUAGCGCCGAUAGAACCACCGCAUCCCUUCGGUGCCAAGCGCGUCGCGCUCGAACAGGGGUUUUAUGACGAGUUCAACAAGCCCAACGUCAAUGUAUUCGAUAUCAAGACAUACCCUAUUAUACGGUUUGAACCCGAAGGAAUUCGUACCAGCGAUGGAACCCUCCAUAAGCUUGAUGUCAUCGCAAUAGCCACUGGCUUUGAUUCUAUCACGGGUGGUUUGAAGGAUAUUUCUAUUAAAGGGCUCGAUGAGGAACUAUUAUCGUCCAAAUGGGGUAAAGGGACUUGGACAUAUCUCGGAAUGGCAACGGCACGAUUCCUCAAUUUCUUCUUCACCUACGGUCCGCAGGCACCUACGGCGUUCAGUAACGGUCCGGCCUGCAUCGAGCUACAAGCAGACUGGCUCGUGGACCUACUGGUACACAUGCGCGAGAUGGGGUAUCGGCGGGUGGACGCCCAGAAUGAUGCUGAACAGGAAUGGAGAAUCACUGUCAACGACUUGAGUGCCAGGGGUCUACGUCAUACCACCGAUUCAUGGUACAACGGAUCCAACAUCCCCGGAAAGCCAAGAGAGCCCCUCAACUAUGCAGGAGGCCUUCCAUUGUAUCGGAAGACACUUACCGACGUCAAAGACCACAAUUAUAAAGGCUUUGAGAUGCAGUAG
Messenger RNA from Cladophialophora psammophila CBS 110553, 1707 nucleotides. RefSeq lists its product as uncharacterized. The record is from RefSeq and is a predicted model, not a curated record. NCBI's taxonomy places the organism in Eukaryota, Fungi, Ascomycota, Eurotiomycetes, Chaetothyriales, Herpotrichiellaceae. Gene Ontology annotation, molecular function: N,N-dimethylaniline monooxygenase activity; flavin adenine dinucleotide binding; NADP binding. The transcript has 3 exons. The coding region runs from base 1 to 1707 and encodes 568 amino acids.